AUGUCCAACUCGCCCAUCUCACCUAUUGAUAUGCGUAUAUUUGAAUGUAGCCAUGCUGGAUGUGGUGCUCUGUUUCCUAGCGAAUACGAUCGUGAACGUCAUGUUCGUAUCGCCCAUCAGAAGAAUGCAACUGUCACGUAUCCCGAUGCAGCAUCUAUAAGCAACUUGCACCAGCACACGAAGGAAUGCUAUGGCGCGGACGACACAACGGUCGUGAUGAAUGUUGACACGUGUGGUAACGACGAUUGUGGUAACGUCUCAGACGAGUUAGCACCAGUUAUGCAACAAGUAAUCAUGAAUGUUGGAUCUUCCAUUGCUCCACCGACUGCAGAUGAAGGAAGGCCCAUCACCAGCGACAACCGCCUUCUAAGCUGGUUUUAUUCUCAUCUCAAGUGGAAUCAUUAUGUCGCCGAUUGGUGCUCUACUGGUGCGACUAUGCAAGACCUGGUCGACCUUAUGAAACCAGUUGAUACAGGCGACGCUAUACUGCAAUACGUUAUAAAGGCCGUGCGAUUGUAA
Zychaea mexicana is the source of this 519-nucleotide messenger RNA. RefSeq lists its product as uncharacterized. The coding region runs from base 1 to 519 and encodes 172 amino acids. The transcript is spliced from 3 exons. The record is from RefSeq and is a predicted model, not a curated record. Lineage: Eukaryota; Fungi; Mucoromycota; Mucoromycetes; Mucorales; Lichtheimiaceae.